Messenger RNA from Rotaria socialis, 1398 nucleotides. The record is from the annotation of a GenBank genome assembly. NCBI's taxonomy places the organism in Eukaryota, Metazoa, Rotifera, Eurotatoria, Philodinida, Philodinidae.
AUGGUGAAUGGUGAUUGUCAGAGCAUUAGUCGUGCUCUUCUUGAUAAUGAUUCACAACAUUUAAACAACGGUAUCAUAAAACAAUCAACGUCAUCGUUGUCUACUAAAUCAUCAACUAACAAUGUCCAAAGAAUAUUGCGAAGUACGAUGUCAAAUGCCAGUUUAAGUCGAUAUCGAUCAUCUUUUCGUCGAGGUAGAAUAAACUCUGGACCUGUUAAUUCACAAUGUAUAUCUCCAUCUUCAUUUCCAUUAUUCCGUCAUUUUUAUCUUAUGCGAAAUGCGUUCACAAGAAGACGAACACGUGAGUUACCUAAUAAAACUAACGAAUCGGAUGGAUUAGAAUCUACUAAGAAAAUACACUCAUCAUCACGUAUAGAAAUUAGUCACGUACUUACAACGAUUUUUAUUACUAUUGCAAGUGCUGGUCUUCUUAUAUUCAUGAUUUUUCUUGAUUUGGCCUAUUUAAAUGAUGCCAUGCCAAAUCCUAGUAAUCAACCAAUCAUUAGUCCCAGUACUAAAAAUAACACUUCAGUUUGCUUUCGCCAUCCGAAGGUUUGCGUAAUGAAAGGUUUAGUAAUUAUUGUAUUUAUUGGCAUUACUGUAACAUUAUGUUAUACCAUAUUGACGUUAUAUAUUCGUGCAAGACGUCAUUCACGUUUAUUAGAACGUAAAACAGAUGAACUAGAAAAAGAAAAAUGUUUGACAGAAAAAUUACUUCAUGAAAUAUUGCCACCCUGUGUAGCCAAGGAUUUAAUAAAUGGGCGGAAAGCGCCUGCAGAAUACUAUGAAUCAGUGACUGUUUAUUUUUCAGAUAUUGUGGGUUUUACCAUUAUAGCAAGUAUGUGUUCGCCAAAUGAGACUUGUGAUAUGUUAAAUCGACUUUAUUCUAUAUUUGAUUCUCUAUUGGAAAAUUUUGAUGUUUAUAAAGUUGAAACUAUUGGAGAUGCUUAUAUGGUUGUUUCGGGAGCACCGAAACGAAAUGGUGAUAAACAUCCUAAUGAAAUUGCAAACAUGUCAUUAGCAUUGCUACGUUGUAAACAACAAGUACGUGUACCUCGUACAUCUGCUCAACUUCAAUUACGUAUUGGAAUUCAUACGGGACCUGUAUGUGCCGCAGUGAUUGGAUCUAAAAUGCCUCGAUAUUGUAUGUUUGGGGAUACUGUAAAUGUAGCUAAUCGAAUGGAAUCAAGUGGACUACCUGAAAGAAUUCAUUUGAGUAGCGAUACAUACGCAUGUUUGAUUAAUCGUGAUCAAUAUACAUUUGAAGAUAGAGGUGAAAUCGCAGUCAAAGGGAAAGGCCACAUGCGUACUUAUUUUCUCUUAGAUAGAAAACCAAUUCAACAUGUAUCAAAGUCACGUUCAAAUACAUUAACUAAACCUGAACGCGAAUCUCUAUGA